This is a messenger RNA of Amaranthus tricolor (Joseph's coat), 2732 nucleotides long. RefSeq names its product O-fucosyltransferase 29-like. Bases 315 to 2024 code for a protein of 569 amino acids. The transcript has 9 exons. The record is from RefSeq and is a predicted model, not a curated record. Lineage: Eukaryota; Viridiplantae; Streptophyta; Magnoliopsida; Caryophyllales; Amaranthaceae.
AGACUUUCUAUUUCACCCAUCCCACUUAAAUGCUCUUCCUUUAUGUCUCUUUGUCUCCUCAAGUGUGUCCACUCUCUUCUUUAAACCCAACUAUAAUAACACCAUGGAUCAUCCUUAUUGAAUUCAAACCCACUUCACAAACAAUUAGAUUAAAUUUCCCAAAAAUUCAAUACCUAAAAUAAAAACCUCUUUAAUCUUCAUUCACUGUUUCAGUGCCACCCUAAAUUUUAGGCCAGGGUUCCAAUUUCCAAUCUUGCAAAACAUUGAAUUUGCAGACAUUAUAUUUAAUUUGAUUGAGUGUUAAAUACUUAAAAAUGGGAGUCGGAGGUAUUAAACAACCUUUACCUGAAUUUGGGUUGAUUAAUACAACCACAAUGAAUGGAAAUGUGAAUGUUAAUAUCAACAUUAAUGGUAAUGGCACUUUGAGUGAUCUUAAAGACCAGAAUUUGAUGAAGCUUCAAAAACACAACAUUUCUAGUUGGAGAUCUCAAAGAUCAAUUAUUUGUGGGAUUUUGUUAUUUGGUCUUGGGUUGAUUUCUUUGUUUACUGGACAUGUUGUUUCUGAUCUUGAGUACUACUCUUAUCAAUUGAUUAAACCUCAUUUGAUCACUAAAUGGGCUGCAAGCAAUCAUGAACCUAUAAAUAUAUGGAAAUCAAAAUAUACAGAUGUCUACUAUGGAUGCAGUAGAAGAGGCCGGCGUUUCCGUUCUGCUAUCCCCGAGCGAUUUUCCAAUGGAUUUUUGCUAAUUGCAACUAGUGGAGGGUUGAAUCAACAGCGAACAGGGAUAAUAGACGCUGUAGUUGUAGCUCGAAUACUUAAUGCUACUCUUGUUGUUCCGUCAUUGGAUCAUAAUUCUUAUUGGAGAGAUGAGAGCGACUUUGCGGACAUUUUUGACGUCGACUGGUUCAUAUCUUCUCUAGCAAAGGAUGUAAAAAUCGUAAAAAGAGUUCCUGAUAAAGUCAUGAGAUCCAUGGAAAAGCCUCCAUAUACUAUGCGCGUGCCUCGAAAAUCGACACCUGAGGAUUAUAUCGAGUUAGUCUUGCCAAUUCUUUUGAGACGGCGUGUUGUGCAGCUGUACAAAUUUGAUUACAGGUUGGCAAAUGACCUUGAACCCGAGCUUCAGAAGUUGCGUUGUCGAGUAAAUUAUCACGCGCUGAGAUUUACGAAACCAAUACAGGAACUUGGCUCGAGAGUUGUGAUGAAAAUGCGAGAUAUGGAUAAGCGAUAUAUUGCAGUUCAUUUGAGGUUUGAACCUGAUAUGCUUGCGUUUUCUGGGUGCUACUAUGGUGGCGGUGAAAAAGAAAUAACUGAGCUUCGUGAAAUCAGGAAAAGAUGGGACACAUUACCGGACUUGAGCCCACUUGAAGAGCGUAAAAGGGGUAAAUGCCCACUUACCCCCGAAGAAGUUGGCGUAUUGUUGCGUGCACUUGGCUUUAAAAAUGAUACUUACAUAUACGUGGCUUCUGGUGACAUUUAUGGUGGGGAGGCAACUCUACAACCUCUUAGAGAAAUUUUCCGCAACUUCUAUACAAAGGAGAUGCUUGCGUCGGAGGAGUUGAAAUCUUUGAUGCCCUUCUCUUCUCGUCUUGCUGCGAUUGACUACAUAGUAUCUGAUGAGAGUGAUGUAUUUGUCACCAAUAACAAUGGGAAUAUGGCUAAGAUUCUUGCAGGUCGCAGGAGAUAUAUGGGUCACAAGAGGACGAUUAAACCAAAUGCGAAAAAGUUGAGCGCUUUAUUCAUGUCAAGGGACACGAUGGAAUGGCGUACAUUUGCCAAGAAGGUGAAGUCAGCCCAAAGGGGCUUCAUGGGUGAACCAGAUGAAAUGAAGCCUGGAAGGGGUGAGUUCCAUGAAUUUCCUGCUGCUUGCAUUUGCAGGAGACGACUUAAGCAAUCUGGAUACAACACUAAGGAGGAACUUGAUGACAUUUCCGAGAGUGAGAGGUGGAAUAGAGUCGACAACAUGGAUGAAGGGCUUAUAUCUUCAAAAGACGAAGAAAAUGAUGAAUUUUUGGCGAGAUUGUGAUUGUGUCAAAACUUCCCUAAUGCACAAUCCCCAAAAGUAAUACUCCUAUCAGGAUUGAUUGAUUUCAUUUGAGUUAGAUUUUGAUCAAUGGAAUUCGAGCUAAAUGUAAAUAUCAGCUAGAAUACCGAAGCGAGCAGUUGUUGAUAAACGUUUUUCAGUAUACGUAGCUAGAGCUGAAAUUGCAUUGUUUGAGUGAUUAGAGCUAAUAUGUAUGAUCCUAGCAUUAGGAAUUGCCGUCUUUGGAUUGGUCAUAUGCUCAUGCCUAAUGCACAAAUGCAAAGGCACCUUUCAUAUCUAUUUCUUUAUUCAUGUUAGCAUUUUUUUUUAAUAUUCAGAAUAGGCUAGAGAAUCUUUGGGGAUAAGAGGAAGAAAUAAUUCAUCUUUUUUGUAGGUGGUCACUUGGCUAAUAUCUCAAGAUUCACUUCAUUCAUUUAAGCGUUGGUUCAUUAGGAAUAAAGAAAAAGUACUUGCUCAUUCAUUACCAUUUAUUUCAACAUUUUACUUGAUAUUUGUAAAUUACUUUCGCAUAUACUCGUAGAGACAACAAAAGUUAUCAUGCAAGUGAAAUUUGAAGAAUAGCAACGGUUAUAUGGCUAGCUUAUAUCCUGUUGUUUUAUUGUAACCAUAAACUAUGCUUUUUUUGCUUAUUUUACUUGUAAAGUUCGAUAAUUAUUCAUAUUUUGUUUUGUAUAUUUUUACUUGCAAAAG